Molecule: messenger RNA, 417 nt
Organism: Mesorhabditis spiculigera
Lineage: Eukaryota; Metazoa; Nematoda; Chromadorea; Rhabditida; Rhabditidae
Source: the annotation of a GenBank genome assembly
AUGAUCCUCACAAAGCAUAAGAUUGUUGAAGUCGUUUCGCACAAAGAUGACGCGUACAUCUACGCGAAAGUCGAGCUCCCCGGCGAGAAGCACGUCAACUUCUGGUCGGUGCACGCGGAGGCAAGAGCCUACGGCCCCUACCUCGCCUACAACAAGCUGGUCACCAACAUCUCGCAGAUUCUCAGCGCCGAACAUGCCGGGAAGGAAGGCCGUGCCGAAGAACUUGGUGGCCUCUUGGCCAGCCCAGAGAUGGCAGCAGCCCUGAAAAUCGUCGCUCAAGUCCCGAUCGUCGUCGCUGGAGACUUCAACGUCCCUAGCCAUCAAGACUGGGGCGAGGACACAAGGAUUUGUGGACAGCUACCGGGCGCUUUUUCCGGAUCCGGUCAAAGAUCCGGCCCGAACCUGGUCCACCUGCAA